Messenger RNA from Macrosiphum euphorbiae (potato aphid), 1365 nucleotides. Lineage: Eukaryota; Metazoa; Arthropoda; Insecta; Hemiptera; Aphididae. The record is from the annotation of a GenBank genome assembly.
AUGUCAGAUGUUAGCAAAGGUUUGUAUUGCAAAUAUUGUCUUUUAUUUGCACCUGCAACCAAAAGUAAUGUGACACUUAAAACAUUAGUCAAAACUCCAUUACUUAAAUUUUCUAAGCUAACUGGUAAAGACGGAUGUUUAACUGUCCAUUCUCUCAAUAAGUACCAUUUGGAAUCGGUUUUGUCAGGGAAUGCAUUUUUAAAAUCAUACCGAGAUCCAAGUUUUAGUAUAAUUAAUCAAGUUUAUUUACAAAGAUUAAAGCAAAUAAACGAGAACCGAGAGAGAAUCAAACCUAUCAUUGAAACAUUAAUACUAUGUGGACGACAGAACAUUGCCCUUAGAGGAGCUGUUGAUGAUGGUUCGUUAUUAAUUAAUGAUACUUCAAAUUCAUUAGUAGCAAAUCCAGGUAACUUCAGAGAAUUAUUAAAGUUUAAAAUAAAUUCAGGAGAUCAAAAGUUGAAAAAUCAUCUUGAUACUACAUCAUCUCGGGCUACUUAUAUAAGUAAGACUGCUCAAAAUGAGCUCCUUAAUUGUAUAGGCGAAGAAAUUCAGUUACAAAUUAUUAAAGAUAUUAACGAAGCAAAGUUUUAUGCAGUGAUAUUUGAUGAAACUACUGACAUAGCCCAUAGAGAACAGCUUAGUCUAUCCAUAAGAUACGUUUUAAACAAUAAAAUAAAUGAAAAGUUUUUAACUUUUGUUGAUGCUUAUCAAUCUAUCCUUGAAGAAGACAUUAUGUCAUCUGGUGAAACAAAACUUACUGGUCAAGCUCUAGGAAAUAUAGUACUGAACAUUUUAAAACAAUUUCAUUUGAAUGUGAAAAACUGUGUUGGCAUCGGUACAGAUGGAUGUGCAGUUAUGACAUCAAAAAGUAUUGGAGCAGUCACUACAAUUUUAAAAGAAUGUUUUUACGCAGUUCGGUGCCCAUGUUUUAAUCAUGCACUAAAUAACCCACUGGCUCAGUCAUCAAAAGUGGUCUCAAUUCGCAAUACGGUUGGUUGUUUGAAGGAAAUAGUAGCUUUUUUUAAUGGAUCAGCUAAAAGGACUGCUAUACUUAAAAAUAAAUUAGGAAAAAGUUUAUCUGGAUUAUGUCAAACUAGAUGGAUUGAACAACAUGAUGGCAUAUUACAGUUCAAAUCAACUCUCCCAAAAAUUUUAGAAGCUCUUGCUGAUAUUAAGUUAUGGACUGAUAAAAAUUCUUCAACUAAAGCAAAUACACUUGAAUUAUCUAUAUGUAAUAGUUCAUUUAUUAUUUCACUUUAUUCACUCAUUGAUGUACUCAAAUGGACACUUCCAGUUAGUCGUAUACUGCAAUCUACAUCACUUGAUUUGGAAAGUGCAAAUUUUGUUAUUCAAGGAGUUAAAUAA